ACCGACCGCUAAAUAUGAUAAGUAGUGCUACCGUUGUCUCGAUAACAGGGGAUUGGGUAACUAUGGCUUUCGAUAAUCUUUGAUUUUCCUUUUAUAUUUCCUACCCAUGGAAUCAUAUAAAGGUGAAGUCAUAACUCUUCAAGCGGGUCCUUUAGCGAACCGAGUCUGUGCUCAUUUUUGGAACUUGCAAGAAUAUGGAUUUUUCAAUAAAUCCAGAACUAACGAAUGUGAGUUUCCUUUCACGUAUAAAGUUCUGUUUGAUGAUAGUACACGCGAACCAAAACCACAUGCGUUAGCCAUUGAUAUACGCGAAGUUGUUGAUUUCGGAAGUGAACUUGAUCCUGAUUUAAUUCCUACUCCACUCGACAUUCCUUCUUGGAACAGUCAAGUGGAUAAAGUUGUGCGUUGCCCAUCUACAUCGACCAAAAAUAAUUAUCAUUGUAAUUGGACCAACUGUUUGUCUCCUCUUGCUCGACGAAUAUGGUCUCGUAAUGAUACUGUUCUAAAGCUGCCAUUAUCAUUACAACCUACUCCUGACGAGUCUUCUGUUAAUGGAAUUCAUCAAUCAGAUUCUGUCCUUAGCCUUUCUACAUUUACUGAGGGACAAAAUGUAUUUCGUUCUGGAGGCAAGGUGGCUGACGAAUUUGAUGAUCGUAUCCGUCGUAUUUCAGAGCGUUGUUCGUUUCCAAACAGCUUCCAACUGGUUGUAGAUGCUGAAGAUGGCUUCACUGGUAUUGGUUCCCAGCUUUUAGAAAAUAUCAGCGAAGAAUUUCCAAAGGCGUUCUUUUUUUCGGUUCCUGUUUAUAAUUCAUCAGUUGUAUCACGUAUGGAUGCGCGUUUGAAGAAGCUGACCGUCGUAAAUCAGUUGUGCUUACUAAAUAUAUUGGAACAUGGGGAUCUUCUAAGUCAUGCAUGUUGGUUACCUAUAGAUGCAUCACAGUUAUAUGAUCAUCCUCACCCCUGUAAAAAAAUGAGUGUCUUAGCCUCUGUUAUUGAUACAGUUACAACCCCUUCAAAGUUGGCGAUUGAAUAUGGUGGUAUGAGUCUAGAUAACUUUUUGUCUGUGACAUGUUUUGCACAAGGUAGAAAGAUGCUCACUGUACAAACUGGAGUUGAUUGUAAUGGAAUGGUAGAUAAUCAUUUAUCAUGGUAUAAUCUUAAUCCUUAUUACAAUCAAGGAAAAAUAAUAGCUGGUAAAAAUGUACCAUCUGAAGCUGUAUUAUGUCGUCGGUUAAUGUCUCGAGGAAUUAAACAUUCUACUCUUUUAGAUGACAUAUGGAAUAUGUUCAGUCGAACAGUUGAUUCACAUAAAACUGUUAACAAUUCACCAGUUGACAUAGAUAUUCCAUAUUUAUGCUCAUUAGAAUCAAUUCAUUCAGUUUAUUCAUUACCGAACUAUCCAUUACAAACUGGUAUUAUUAAACAAACUAUGUUAUCAUCACCGUCAACGUAUUGUCAACAGUAUACAAAUACACAUAUGUCAUGUGUUGUUGAUGUUCCAAGUACUAAUUCAUAUGAAGCAAAAAUGUUUGAAAAGCUUGUAGAAUCUUUAUUAUUGCAUAAAUCUCAUCCACUAGACAAUUAUAUGGAAUUGGAGACAUGGAAUGAUUUUUUAGAGUCUAUUCAAUCACGUUUAGUUGAUUCGUAUUUGAAUGAAUGAAAUUAACUUCUAUAACGUUUGUUUAAAGGAAAUUAUAUAUUUCAAAGAUUUUUAGAUUUCUGCAUUUAAUUCCUUUUGUAUAUUAUUUUCUCUGUAUCACUUAGCUUUGAUUUGUAUGUUGGCAUUUAAAAAUCAGUGUUACAUUCUGUUCCGUUGAGUAUUGAUUUAUCAUAAAUUGUAUUCUAGUUCUGCUUUUUAUUUAUUGUAAAGCAUCUCACUUUUUAGUGAUCAUCAAUUUGUAGGUGUUUCUUUGUCGUUGAUUCAAUGAACUGUACUGGUGGUUUUAACAUUCUUUGUAUUUUCAUAACGUAUUAACUAUUUUCUGUUUUACAAUAAGACUAAUCAUGUGUUAAUUCUUGUAAUACCACUUUUUCAUUAUUCUAUCAACAGAACUGAAAGAAUGUAAUUGAUUGAGUAUAAUAGUUAUAUUUAAUUAAUAUUGGCCAAAGAAUAGUCCAAGAUCGGGAAUUAGUGUUUAA
Messenger RNA from Schistosoma intercalatum, 2139 nucleotides. NCBI's taxonomy places the organism in Eukaryota, Metazoa, Platyhelminthes, Trematoda, Strigeidida, Schistosomatidae. The record is from the annotation of a GenBank genome assembly.